AUGUAUCUAGUGAUGGUUAAAAAAGAUCAGUGGCACGACGUUGUGCAUUACGCAGCAAGGGCUCUAGAAAAGCUUAUUAAUAAAUGUUAUUUUACACAUAAAGAUCUCGUGCUGGAAUGGGAACCUGUAUAUGACUUAUAUUAUGGAGCUGCAUAUGGAAAACUGGAGGACGUUGACGGGGGAAGAAUUCGGACAGCAACUUUCAGACUGAAGCGAUUCUACAGGCCGUCUGAGUCUCCAAAGAUUUGGGAAAAGGAUCACAGGAAGUAUGGCGCAGCCCUGUGGUUCCAAACAAUGUGGAAGAUGUAUGAAGUUGUAGAAAUGGGAAAGAAAUGGGGUGAUGACCUGCCAAACUUCUUCGCCACGUUGAUCUACCACAACCCGGAUUUUAUGGAUUGGGGACCUCUUUACGACACCAUAUUCACACGCAUCAUUCGUGCAAUGGGGCUUUGUGUCAGAGAAGGAAAAAUAACAGUCGGUGACGGCUCAGGUUCCUCCAGUCUCGAUGGCUUUGCUCGAUUCGUGUCCUCUACUAUCGGUGGGCCAUGCAGCUGUCAAAAACAACUUGAGAAAAUGAUGAGGACAAUAGAACCAUUUUUGCAUCCAGCAAAUGAAGGAGAUCACACGGCUCUCGUGCUCAGCUUCCUUCAGUACCUCAUUCGGGAGUUCCUUGGUCGGUACGAAGACGAGAGAAUAAAGAAGAUUAAGAGAAAAGUCGGUUUUUCUGAGAUUCAUCCGAAGGAAAGCAUGCACUUUACAUCAACAACUUUAGAUACAGACGUUAGACUAUUUGUGGACACACUACUCCAGUCGAUUCUUUACUCACUCUAUUCAAAAGAUGGGAAAAGUUAUGACCUACCUGCAAAACUUCUUAUGAUGCUUGGGACCCUGGAGCCUGGACACGUGUUCCCCCGUUUCUUAGACAACGUCUAUCCAGCUGUGUUCGCUGUGUGUGAACCACAUCGUUUGACGCAAACCCUUGACUGCAUGUUUCGAACUGGUGUUCAUCAUCGCCAGCGACGAGAAACAGGGAAUCGAACGGCGAAAGAUGGAGAAGGACUGGGUAGCAGAAAUGGAAAAGUGCCGUUCACCGGACUCUCCAAUUGCGCGAUAUUCAUUACAAAAAGCAAGUGGGACCUGAAGAGCAACUUCACGACGUUCCGAUUCCACCUUUUCUAUUUUCUUGAAAUUCUCAUAGCAGGAAUUGAUAUCAAUGACGUAUCAAAGGCUAACAUCUCAAUUCAUAACCUGACCUUAAUAUUUUAUAUAAUGCCCAUACUCGAUUACUCGGAAUGCGUUAAGCACCACAAGGAUCUCACACCCGACGAGAAGUCGCUUUGUUUGCUAUCGGCCAGAUUGCCGGUGUUGGCCGAGAUGGCUUUGGAUCGGUACGCUGAUUUCAAAGGAUUGAAUUUGUUCACUGAACCUUUAUUGAUAUUCAGAAUGCUGGGAGUAAUCCAGUGUCUUGCCGUCACGGCUCCCAAAGACUCCUCGUCUGCACUGGGAAAUUUCAAGGACGAGUCGACAAAAGAGAGUGAGGAGGAAAGAGUGUUGAAAAAAGGAAUCGAUAGAUGUGUAACUGCGUUGUUCACAAAUACCAAAUAUGCAAUCACA
Molecule: messenger RNA, 1614 nt
Organism: Ostertagia ostertagi
Lineage: Eukaryota; Metazoa; Nematoda; Chromadorea; Rhabditida; Trichostrongylidae
Source: the annotation of a GenBank genome assembly